CCAAAUUCAGGGGCCAGAUUGACCAAUUUUCCAAUUAAUUUUGGAUGAAUUGCUCCUUCCAUGCCAACCAGCUAAAAUUAAUCUUCAAUAACAGUUCGCAUCAGAAUAAUAUAUAAAUUUCUACAAUUUUCCUCUUUUUCAUCUGAUCUCUUUUUUCAUUUCGUUCUCUUAUCCUCUCUUAGAAAAUAACCCUAGCCGCCAAUCACCUAUCAAAAGUUACGGCAAAAAUAUAAUCACAACUUCUUCUUCUUCUUCUUCUUUUAUGUAACCGAACCCUCCAUCGCUAUUCAAGCUCAUUGCUACCCUUGUCUUUUGCCAGCCGCUUUCAAGCUUCACUAUCCGCUGUACCUUUUUUAACAGUCCAGCAAUCUGUUUUCUCCUUUGUGAAUUUGGUGUUGAAAGGAGUCGAAGUGACCGCUCCGUCUCUCUCGGUCUCACCAUUGGCCUUAUCAGUCACCGGUGCCGUUGUCGCCAAUUUCUAUCGGUUAGUCUGGGACAGUUCCUCAGAUGAAAAUGGGUUCCAUCUAGAUAGGUUUUUGGAUUAAAGAAGCGUAUAUGUACUUAAGAAAUUUGGAAAUGAGCUUGAUUUUCAGGUUAAGAAAUCAUUUACCAAAUGGCUUUUCUACAAAAAGCUUAUUUUCGCCAUUGGUCCCAUUGAGUUUCAUGAGCUUGAAUGGGGUGUUGUGUCGAGGUUUUGCCCAAUCUCUGAGAAAAGAUGAGGAUGAAGAAGAAGAGGUUGAAAUUGAUCAGAGGAGACUCCCGACUGAUUAUGAUCCUGCAACUUUUGAUCCCACGGAGCAUCGUAGUCCACCAACUGAGCGUGUUUUCAGGCUUGUUGAUGAAAUUUCGGGGCUAACUUUGGUGGAAGUUGCUGAACUAAGUUCCAUUAUAAUGAGAAAGAAAGGAAUGACUGAAUUGCCUGUUGUAGGGAUUAUGAAGGGUGGUGCUGCUGGAUUGGCUGGAAUGGCGGUGAAGGCAUCAGCUGCUUCUGCCAAGGAAGAGAAGAAACCUGAGAAGACUGUUUUUGAAUUGAAGUUGGAGUCAUUUGAAGCUGCUUCAAAGAUUAAGAUAAUCAAGGAGGUUCGGAGUUUUACUGAUUUGGGUCUUAAGGAAGCCAAGGAUUUAGUAGAGAAGACGCCAUCAGUGCUGAAAACUGGAGUAUCAAAGGAAGAAGGAGAGAAAAUAAUUGAGAAGAUGAAAGCAGUUGGGGCCAAAGUUGUGAUGGAAUAAGCCUAAGCCAUUUUUUUACAUUAGGCACUUCAACAUCUGCAAUAUUUAUCAAGUUUCAGGUGAGGAUUUUGCUGGCUGUUACUCUUACUGUGUUAUCUGUAUUGCCAAGAAGUUUUGUUGUUGAAAUUGAGAAAAAGAAAAGUGGUAUUAUCAGUUUGUUGUUUAAUUGCUCUAAGGGAGGAAAAUCUUUUUUACUUUGAUUUUUUUACUUAUUGUUAAAUGAGUCAAAGAAGGAUAGUUAAGAUCAGUCCAGAAUAUUGCAUAAAACUUUGCUAUGCUUCUGGUUUUAGAGAUCUUCUAUAUGGAGAUUCAACUAAUAAAGAAUAGUUUCUUUUCUUCAUGUGCCUAAAAACAGUCCUUUUAUUUC
Messenger RNA from Jatropha curcas, 1597 nucleotides. Its product is annotated as ribosomal protein L7/L12 domain-containing protein. Gene Ontology annotation, molecular function: mRNA binding; structural constituent of ribosome. Gene Ontology annotation, biological process: translation. The record is from RefSeq and is a predicted model, not a curated record. Lineage: Eukaryota; Viridiplantae; Streptophyta; Magnoliopsida; Malpighiales; Euphorbiaceae. Gene Ontology annotation, cellular component: ribosome; mitochondrion.